UGGCGUUAGAAAUACCCUUUUUGGUGAUUUUAGCUGUUAUGAUAACUCAAUCUUUUGCCGCUCAUAGAACAUAUUACAUGGAUGAGCAUUGCGAACGAAAACUCAUUCUGACAAAAAAAAACUCGUAUGGAAUACUGAAACUAACUAAGUGGUGGAGGUUCGGUCCUCAUAUACAAUGUGUGAUGAGUUUCAGAGCUCCGUCCUAUCACAGGAUGCUGGUCCGAAUUAAUAAAAUGGAUUUAAUGAGAGACGGCUACAGCUGCACUGACUGGGUGCAGAUUUAUGAUGGGAAUUCGAUUGAUCAUAAAGAAUUAUCAAAAAGCCUAUGUGGAAAGCAAGCACCUGAUGUAUCUUUUGCAUCCACUGGAGGAGAAGUUACUAUUCAGUUUGUCAGCAACUCUGGUCAGGACCCAGAGGAAUUUGAAAUGAUUUUUAAUUCCUUUUACAUGGCGCCGUGUGUAGAUGACGACUACGAAUGCGACAACGGCCGCUGCAUCGCUCGACUACUACAGUGCACACAGUAUGACCACUGCGGUGACAAUUCCAGCAACUGUCAACUUCUGCUGUGGAUCUUCCUCGGCAUCUUCUUGACCGUGAUAGUCUUUGCUGGGAUCGGUGGGGGAAUCUACUUUUUUAUGCAAAAGAGAAAACGGAAGCAAGCAAUGGAACAGCUUGCCAAUCCGCCGCCAGCUCCUACUGGAUACCCUAAGCAAGCUCGUAUCGAAUACCAUCAACAAGCUCCUACAGGAUACCCUCCUCAGCCACCUGUUCCAGGAUAUCCUCAUCAGCCACCUGUUCCAGGAUAUCCUCCUCAGCCACCUGUUCCAGGAUAUCCUCAACAAGCAUCACACGGAUUCCCUGGUAUGCCAUUUUAGUAUGUCAUAAACUAGUCAGAUUUGUCUUGUUUAGGAUCUGGCUUUUACAAAGUUAAAAAGGUGAGGUAUAUCGGUAGUUAUUGAUUUUCUGGUAGCAAUGGUGUCAACCUUUUUAUUUAACUCACUAUUACGUUUUGAAUUUAGCUCAAUUUCUCACAACCUGUAAGUCCUAUGUUAGUGAGAUGUGGUGGUUUAUAGAUCAAGCCCAUUCAUAGCAAGUAAACAGGUACGAGCAGGACAUAAUAUUUCACAAGAACCGUUUAUUUUGUUCGCAUGUCGGUUUCGCAACUUUAAAAUCACGGGUGUUGAACAAUUACAUUCUAAAAUUAAAAGUACCAUAUAUCAGUAAUGAAAGUGAAAAUCAGUUUAUGUUUUUGAACCACCAAUGUAGCACACGCAGAACCAUAGUUCAAAUGUUUUAGGAUUAGGUAGGCCUAACUCGUCGAUUUCGAGAACCAUAUUCACGUAACCGAACAAUCGGUUAUGGUAGUAAAACUCGCAAGAACUUACUUUCGGUUGCUUAAGAUUUUGAAAUAUUGUCCCUUGUACGAGUAACGUGCAUAAAGAGAAGAUCAUACAGGUUACAAUAAGUUAACUUAUGCCACAGCGUUACUAGGAAGAAACUUCUGUGUCGAUAUUGCUAUGGUUGUAUGGUCUGCAGGUAUUCAUUUAGGGGAACCGAUUACAGUACAAAUAUCAUUUUAAUAAAGAUUUCAACAGUAAUUAAGUAUUCAUUACAUUCAUUACAAUUUAAAGUCAUCCCAUUGCAGGGUUUCUACCCGAAAUACAUUUUUCGGUAGGCACUAUGAAAUUGAAUAUUUACAACGUAUACUGAAUGGAACUGCAGACGACCAGGGUUAAGGUUAGGGUUAAGGCUAAGAAAGGCUUUCAGUAAUGUAAGAGUAAUUAAUUUUGUCAAAAAGUAAAAAAAAUCAAAAAAAUCUUCUAAAAACUUUGGGAAUGGCGCCGUGCCUGUUUUACCCUCUGGCAGAAAACCUGCAUUGUGAAAAAAUAUGUUGUCAGGGAACCAAGAUGACGUCACUUUAUAUUGAUACUUUGUAUUAUUAAGCAUUAUUGUUCUAAAACCAAAACAUAAUUCAAAAUAAAAGUCGCAGGGCUUUUAAUUAGAUCUAACUAAUUUGGGCACUGCUUGUACAAUACCAAUAAAAAUGUUAGCAUGUGGUUAAAAACACUAUACCAAUUGUAUAACUACCUAACUAUAACCCAUACAUAUCAGUACUACAACCCCGACCACAAAGUAUUAACUAAAAAAGUGAAACCUUUCAUGACUCAUUUUCAAUAUAACCAGUUUACAACAACCCUAGUUUCAUACAGAAUUGCAGUACUUAGUUUUACAGGUGACCGCAUACAUGUUUCAAGCACAAGAAUAUUUGAUAAAGUAGUACUAGAUGAAAUAAAAAUGCAUACAUUUAUUGCCAAGAUGAAACUGUAUGUUUUGACAACAAACAUUGUCACAUUUAUCACCAAAUGCCAGGAUUUGUGGUAUUAACUGCUCUAUCAAAAGUUUGGUUCACCUCGAACUUUGACCCGGCCGGAUGUUAUUGGGUUUAGUACUACCUUCUAAGCACACUAAGGUCUUUUUAGUGUAGUUGCAUAUAAUGUUAAUAAUAGCUGGUAAAAAGUUGUAAAUAUUCAGAAAUGCAUUUCAAAUUAUUUGUAUCUACAUGUAAUUACACAUUAACAUAUUCCAUUGGUUUUGUGGUGAAAUGUUUUGAGUUUAUUAUGUCUGUACUUAACUUGGGCUUGCGUAUUUUGGGCACACCCUUUAUCAUCUCAGCUUUGGUGCAGUCUAAAUCCCCGAAGACAGGGGGUGUCAGAGGGGUCAGCUGCCCAUCUUUGAAAAGUAAAAUGUCUAUCAAAGUGGAAAUUUAAACAUAACAGAAAGUGUGUGUAAAUUGUUAAUGUCUAGUGUUGCAUACUUUGACAGUUACUGGAUUUCAAAAUGAGGGACAUUUUUCAUAAAUUACCUGGUUUCUAUGAUUUUCUCUUCUACUUUUUUUUUGUUCUUUUUUGUUCUUUUUUUAUGUCUUUGAAUUAUGCACUAUUUAGUCACAUUUAAUUUUUUUUAUUUUAAUAAGAUUUUUACUCAAAGGGGUGUGAUCAGUCUUUCUUCUUUUUUUUAUUAUUUAUAUAUAUAGAGAGAGAGAGAGGUUAUUACCAGAGUGUUUUUCGGUAUCGUCAAUAUCAUAUAUUAGGAAUAAAAAUUGUAUUA
Messenger RNA from Gigantopelta aegis, 3108 nucleotides. Its product is annotated as low-density lipoprotein receptor-related protein 3-like. The record is from RefSeq and is a predicted model, not a curated record. The coding region runs from base 39 to 875 and encodes 278 amino acids. NCBI's taxonomy places the organism in Eukaryota, Metazoa, Mollusca, Gastropoda, Neomphalida, Peltospiridae. The transcript is spliced from 5 exons. Gene Ontology annotation, molecular function: protein binding.